Messenger RNA from Entrophospora sp. SA101, 406 nucleotides. The record is from the annotation of a GenBank genome assembly. Lineage: Eukaryota; Fungi; Glomeromycota; Glomeromycetes; Entrophosporales; Entrophosporaceae.
UGAAAAGAAAAAGAUGAAAGAAAGAGAGGAAGUAUGGCAUAGACUUGAAAGAGUAGCUGCGCAUAAUUUUCAAGGAUUACCAGUACCAUAUAGCAUUGGCGGUUCUUUGCCAAAUUCAAAGAAUGAUUUAUCUGACAUCUCUGCUUACUUUAAUUCUGAAGACUAUGCAGAUGAAACUCAAUCUAACGGUGAAGAUGAAUUAAUUGAAAAUGAACAAAAACAUGUUAAUGAGGACGAGCAUGGGGAAAUGCAAUUUUUUGAUGGUCGUCCAGAUGGUUAUAAUAUAUUCCGUCGUAAAUCCAUCAUACCAGUUGAUGAGUCUGUAUUAUCAGAAUUAUCUAGGCAUAAAAGUUUGGAUGAAGUUCUUAAUGGGCCUCCAGACAGAUCCGGCUCAGCAAAUCUUUAA